This is a messenger RNA of Theobroma cacao (cacao), 1296 nucleotides long. The record is from RefSeq and is a predicted model, not a curated record. Lineage: Eukaryota; Viridiplantae; Streptophyta; Magnoliopsida; Malvales; Malvaceae.
AUGGCAUUGGAUAUCACAAGAGAAAGAUUUUUGGUAAGAGCUGGCAAGCAAUUGAAAAAGCUACCUUAUAAGGAAGAAUGGGGAGAAGAUCUCGAGAAGGUUUCUUUGAUAAGGAAUUCCAUAUCAAAAAUUCCUCAAAAUAUGCAGUAUCCAAAAUGUCAAAAGCUCACAACUUUGUUACUCUCAAACAAUUCUUUGAGAGAAAUUUCAGAAUCUUUUUUUGAAUACAUACCUAAUCUUAAGAUUCUUGAUCUUUCUAAGAAUCUUAUUCAGAAGUUGCCUAAUUCUAUCUCCAAUUUAAAGAAGCUCACAACGUUGCUGCUUUGUGAUUGCAUGGCAUUAGAGAAUGUACCGUCUCUAUCUAAGCUUCAAGUUUUGAAGAAAUUGAAUCUUGCAGGUACACUGAUGAAGAAAAUCCCUCAAGCAACAUCAAGAGCAGAAGAGAUGAAGACAUUGAACAAGUUGGAGGUUUUAGAAGUUUGCUUCAAUGACAUGCAUGACCUGAGCGUGUAUGCUGCUCAAAGAAAAAGGCCUAACGAUUACAAUAUUUUUCUGGGGCGCAACUUGAUGGAAAUUGGUUUCGAUAGUGUUGAAAUUAGUAAGUCUGUUACGAUUAACUGUUUCAAUGUGAAAAUUAAAAAUUCAAUUAUACUUCCAUCUGAUAUUCAAGGACUACGUCUAAGAGGCUGUGAAUGCAACGGAUCAAGUUUUAGCGAUAUUAUUGGAUCAGAAGGUGUAACUGAUUUGAAGAAAUGUACAGUUGAUAGUUGCAAUGGGUUGGAGUCCAUAUUUUCCUCACGAUGUGCAUCACUCCAGACGAUUGAGAUUCUUUUACUAGAAUAUUUGUGGAAUUUCAAAAUCAUUGUUGGAGAGUCAAUGCCACCAGAGCCUGGCACCUUUUCCAAUCUCCAAAGCAUUUAUAUAAGAGGGUGUGCAAAAUUAAAGAAUUUGUUUUCAGCAAAGUGGGUUCUCCAGAAUCUCCACAACUUGGAAGAGAUUUAUGUUUGGGGCUGUGAAGAAAUGGAGGAAAUAAUAGCAUCGGAGAAAGAAGGAAUAAGCACAGAUAACAAUGUCAUGUUUACUCUUCCCAAAUUAAAGAAAUUGAAAUUGAGUUAUCUGCCAGAAUUGAAGAGCAUUUGCAGAACAAAUGAAGUAAUGGAUUGUGAUUCUCUCCAACAGAUUGUGAUAUUGGAUUGCCCAAAGCUAAAGAGGAUCCCUUUACAUCUUCCCCUGCUUGAGCUUGACAAUAGUCAACCAUCUCCUCCUCCUUCUACCUUUCCUCAAGUUCUGAGAUGA